This is a messenger RNA of Entamoeba invadens IP1, 630 nucleotides long. RefSeq names its product lysozyme, putative. The record is from RefSeq and is a predicted model, not a curated record. NCBI's taxonomy places the organism in Eukaryota, Evosea, Mastigamoebida, Endamoebidae. The transcript has a single exon. Gene Ontology annotation, biological process: signal transduction. Bases 1 to 630 code for a protein of 209 amino acids.
AUGUUCCUCUUAAUUUGCCUCUUUUCGAUAUCAUUAGCUUCGAAAGGUACAAGCAUAUAUCAUGACACGGCUCUUUCAACCCUUUCAUGUUUGAAGAGUAGUAAGCUCUUGGACUUUGUCAUCCGUAAAGCUGUUGCCCCAUAUCCAGAUAUGAGUUGUGUAUAUACUGUACAAGAAGCACUUAACCUUGGACUAACUGCCUCUAACAUUGACAUUCUAUUUGAGCCUUCGAUGACGUCUUCAGAGUCUGCAGAAACACAAGUCACCAAUUUAGUCAACUUUCUGAAGAGCACCAAUGUUGCAUAUACAAGGAUAUGGUAUUCCACAUACACCACUUGGAAAUCGUCAAAGACUGAAAACACCGCAUUUUUGGAAAAAAUGAUGGCAAAAGCAAUUUCACUUGGAAAGGCGGGCAUUGUUGGGAGUAAAGAGAUGUGGAGCACUAAUUUUGGUGCUUCAUACACUUAUAAAGAUGCAGCAAGUGUUCCAUUGUGGUAUGUAAGUCCAGAUGGAGAUGCGUCAUUUGGCAAUUUUGUUGCUUUUGGAGGGUGGAGUAAACCCACUAUGAAAACAUACGAAAAGAAUGUUUGGUACUGUAGUCUCACUGAAGAUUUAGUCUAUCGUGCUUAA